AUGCUUCCAAACUCCAUGGAAAGAACGUUAAGAAAAGGCCAGUUAUGCUCAUUUGUGAUGGCUCCAUUGUCCUCCUUCAAUCGCUCUCCUAUAACUUCUGCGGAAUGAGCCUUCAGGAACUGAUCUGCAGAUAUUAUAUGAUUGUGACAGGACAGGCCCAGGAGGAUUCAAUGGUGCUACCAAUUUUGCAUCGCUGUUUGAGCCAUGUACUGAAAAAUGCAAAGGUCCUCUGCCGUAAACAUGCCUCAAGACAUUACCACCUGGCCAUGCAUGUAUUUGGUCGAAUGACACAGGCCACAACACUUGAAGAGAUGGAUGAGGUGCUACUCAGUGCCACGAUGGUUUUCUCAAGUUCGCACAGCGGGACUAAUGUUGAGAAACAUUUUCAAAAUCUUCAGAAAAUGUUGACUGAAAAAGGACAAUGUGGCAUUGAUGACACAGCUAUUGUGGAGCAAGACUUUGGGAAUGGAGUUGGACCAACACCAUUCCAACAUCAUUUUGAGGAUGUUAUUAAGAGGGAGGAGCUUGAAAAAGAGGGUGAUUCCAAUGUGUACUUUAGCCCAACAUUCAUCCCUACUUUGCUCAAGUAUUUUCUGCCUCAGGCUGCUCUGUGGUCUGGCCUACUUCUGGGUGACCUUGGGCGUCACGGAACGGGUCCUGUGUAUGAAAAACUGUCACAGAGGUUCAAAAGAACUGCUUGUAAACCGACCCAGAAUUACACUCAGGACAACCAGACCCAAGGGAUAAUGGAGAAAAGUCAGUGGGACUUGAAAAAGAUCCGUUUCCAGAGAAGAAGAUUGACCAGACUGGAUGAUUUUGUAUAUACCUACAAGAUCACCCUGAACGCCCUUCUUAGGGAAUACAGAGACUCUCUGAAGACAAAGAAGACACAUCGAGUGGAUGUAGAGCGGUGGAAACACAGAAAGCAAAAGAAGCAGGGAGUUUAUGUAUCACAAAUUGCCGAGCCUUUUGUUUUCAAAAACCAAAAGUCAAAGUGUAUUGUUUUUUCUGAAUCUCAGCUCAACGAAUUGUGGAAAAAAAGGGACACAGAAGUGGUUGUGUCUGUGGUCCCCUCUCACAUAACAGGGAACAGCAUACUCAUCCACCAUAGUGAGCUACGGACACUUCGGCCUCACUUCUGGAUUACAGGCGAGAUCAUUGAGAGUCUCUUCCAUCACACUGUCAACGACCUCAAUUUGGGGAGAAGAAUUUAUAUUCUCAAUCAUUACGUAGCUGGUGUGAUCCUUUUUGGGAAGAGAGAAGUGGUAAGAAGGAACAGUUUAUCCAGGACCAACUUCGACAACUACCAAGCAAUAGUCUCUUUCGUGAACUACAUCAGCAACAAGCAGCGUGUAUUUGGUUGA
This is a messenger RNA of Etheostoma spectabile (orangethroat darter), 1364 nucleotides long. RefSeq lists its product as uncharacterized. The transcript is spliced from 10 exons. The record is from RefSeq and is a predicted model, not a curated record. NCBI's taxonomy places the organism in Eukaryota, Metazoa, Chordata, Actinopteri, Perciformes, Percidae. Bases 45 to 1364 code for a protein of 439 amino acids.